GUGGAGGGCAUGACCCGAUCCUCUGUGAAAAGACGUAAUUCACACCGCUCGUCUAAGAUCCGUCCCAUCACCAUGCCCCUGGAGCCUCUCAAGGAGUUCCAAGGUAUGGACACGACGGAGCGGAUCUUCUUGGAGGCGGUGGAGCGAGGCGAUAAACACACCGUCAUCCGCUGCCUACAAGGCACGAACCAUGUAAAUGUCAACUGCACCAACAUGCUUGGUCGGUCAGCCAUCCAGAUCGCCGUGGACAAUGAAAACGUGGAACUGGUGGAGGUACUCCUUCAGCAAGACGGGGUCCGCAUCGGGGACGCGCUGCUGUACGCAAUCCGGGAGGGUGUGUACAAGAUCGUGGAGAUGUUGAUCGACCAUCCCUCCAUCACGUUGGAGAUGCUGGGAUCAGACUGGUCAAAGUGUCGGCGUACAGGAGAGGAGAGUUCCGACUACUCGCAGGACAUCUCACCCAUCAUUCUGGCCUCCCAUUGCAACCAGUUCGAGAUCCUGCAGCUGCUCAUCCUCCGGGGCGCAAAGAUCAAUCAGCCUCAUCAGCUUUCCUGUUCUUGUAAGGUGUGUCAGGAGCACGUGCACGAAGACAGCUUACGUCACUCGCUGUUGCGGAUAAAUACGUAUAAAGCUCUUGCCAGCCCAGCAUGGAUCUCGUUGACCAGUCCCGAUCCAAUUCUCUCGGCAUUCCGUCUUUCAUGGGUACUACAGAAACUUGCGUUGAGAGAGAAUGAGUUUAAGGACACGUACAUGGGUCUGAGCGAACAGUGUAAGAAAUACGCUUGUGAUCUCAUUGAUCAGUGUCGCACGAGCGAGGAGGUCAUCGCUGUACUCAACAAAGAGAGUGACGAGGAGGAGGCAGACCACAGACAAUACGGAAUCGUGGACAACAACAAACUCACACUAGCAAGGUUAAAAUUGGCUCUUAAGUACGAACAGAAACAGUUCGUAGCCCAUCCCCACUGCCAGCAGUUGUUAACGUCCAUUUGGUACGAAGGUUUGCCCGGCUGGAGGAAGAGGAACGGCGUGACGAAAUUUCUACUCUGCAUCGGUCUCAUCCUUCUUGUUCCAUUCAUGGCGGUAUAUUACCUUAUUUUCCCGCGCAGUAAAAUCGGACAGCUCCUCCGCAGCCCGUUUAUGAAGUUUCUCUACCACAGCGCAUCGUUUGGGGUGUUUUUGUUUUUACUAGUAUGUGUGUCCACAGAAAUAAGUGGAGACUCGAACAGAGAACGGUUCCGAGGCCCAACUCCAUCACAGCUCGAGUGGUUCAUAGUGUUUUGGGUCACAGGAUUUGUGUGGCAGGAAGUCAAACAGCUGUGGGAUGAGGGACUAAAGGCCUACAUCCGCCAGUGGUGGAACUGGCUGGACUUCAUCAUGUUGUCGCUCUACCUGGCCACGUUCUCACUACGUCUAGUGGCUUACAUUCUCAUUAAGUCGGAUAGAUACGGUCCUAGAGAAAUGAAUCGGAGUGACUGGCCCCCUCUUGAUCCAACACUCAUAUCUGAGAGUCUGUUUGCUGUAGCAAACGUAUUCAGUUUCUCUCGAAUCAUCUACCUAUUUCAGGCGAACCAGCACCUUGGGCCGAUGCAGAUCUCCCUAGGUUGUAUGCUAAUAGACAUUGCCAAAUUCCUGUUCAUCUUCUUCCUCGUCCUCACGUCUUUUGCCUGUGGUCUGAACCAACUGUACUGGUACUACAAUGGAAGUCGAUCAGAGGGAGACCCCGACUCCUUCUACACAUUAGGCGAGUCUUACAUCACUCUGUACUGGUCACUCUUCGGACUGACCGCACUCAAGGACAUAAAGAUUCCCCAGGGUCAGUACAUCACGGAACUGAUGGGGAUGUUACUGUUUAUGGCUUAUCACGGUAUGGCUUCAAUCGUCCUUAUCAACAUGCUGAUAGCCAUGAUGUCAAACUCCUACCAGAACAUAGAGAACCAUGCCGACAUGGAGUGGAAAUUCUGCCGCUCCAAACUUUGGAUGGGCUACUUUGACGAGGGAUCAACACUUCCCGCUCCUUUUAACCUCAUCAUCAGUCCAAAAUCCAUUUACUACUGCCUCCGUUCGUGCAAUGCUUUCCUCUGUAAGUGUUUCCGCUCCCGUCGGUACCACAAACGUCGACCUCGCUCUUCAUCAGGAGGAACGAUUAAGCCGAUAUCCUCACACACGCAUGAUAAGGAAGAGCAUGACUCCAGGUUGCCAGGGGUGGCAUUAGACGACCUGUCUGUGUUCACGACAGGUGAAAGCGGAUCAGGGAUGAAACGAAUAGUGAAACAAUCCAGAUCUGCCUUUAACGGAGACGCUUACGGAAUCCCUCCUUCUUACUCCCAGCUGAUAUACCAGGAUGUGAUGAGGAGACUCGUAAGUAGGUAUAUUCACCAAACGAAGAAACAACGUCAACAGGACGGGGUCAACGAGGACGACCUGCUGGAGAUCAAACAGGACAUAUCUAGUCUAAGAUAUGAGCUGAGAGAAGACCGAAAGCGGGAAAUAGCCCGUGGGGAGAACCACUUUGAAAACCUGAAGCACGAGAUAUUGUCUCUAGUCAAAGGUCGCUCGUGUUCUGGAGGUCAUCACCAUGGACAUGCCGGAAGUUGUCAAGACAUUGACCGUCUGGGCACUGGGGCGUCCAGCAUGCCAAAUGCCGAUAUACAACAUCUGAAGCAGGAAAUAAUCAGCUCACUGCGCCAGGAACUGAGGGAAGCUGUGUCCGACUUGUCCAGUUACAGCUCAGGGCAGACUUUACCGGGGACCGCAGCACUCACCUUACCUCCGACCGAGUCCGAGUUGUACCAUACCCAUCUCUACACACAGUUAUGAUAUCUGUGCACAGUUAUGAUAUCUGGUCUUAAGUAAAAGCACAGGUGGAGAGGAAGCGUUGUGUGGCGGUUAGUGUGGCUGUAAUGUAUCGUUAUAUUCAUUAGGUGUUCGUAUACUAGAGCUCUUUCUAUUUGACUAUUGAUACUGAUGUCUUUGUAAUUGUGCAAAUGGUGCUGACAUACUGUUUCAUGCUUAAAUCCGACAAUAACUUUUUAGCAUGCGUCCGUCUUAUCGUAUUUAUCUGUGUCUUGUCUGUGUAUGUGAUAACACCGUUGUUCUCUAUGAUAGAGCCAUGACGGUGUAGCGUUUUAAAAUAACUAAAAUUAAUGUAUAUUAUAAUAUCUCUUAAUAGUGUUCUGGGAAGUCAAUAUUCAAUUAUUGUACGAUCCUUGGAAUGCAUAACAAUUAAAACGACAUUGUUCAGAAAGUGUUUAAGUUCAAGAUGUAUUACUUAACCCAAAAGUAUUAAGUUAGAGCCUUGAGAAAUGUUUCUUAAAACUAGAAUAGCAUGCUGUGUGUUCGUCUAUUUGAUCCAUACUGUUUUCGAUGUGACUACAAAACUUUCUGUUUAUGAUAUUGUUUGGCAGGAUGUGUUGUUAAUGAAUAACUAAUGGUAAUCAUUCGCAUGAAAACUGCUGCUUUUAGGUAUCGUGACGACUAAAUUAGGGACAACGCUUGUGUCAUUAUUACAGGUUCCGUGGAGAGAGAAAAAACCAUAGACAUUGUAGCGUCGCUAUUCCGUCUUUGCGUAUUGCAGAGUUAUCUUCA
Messenger RNA from Mizuhopecten yessoensis (Yesso scallop), 3585 nucleotides. RefSeq names its product transient-receptor-potential-like protein. Bases 10 to 2817 code for a protein of 935 amino acids. Gene Ontology annotation, molecular function: store-operated calcium channel activity; protein binding; inositol 1,4,5 trisphosphate binding. The transcript is spliced from 10 exons. NCBI's taxonomy places the organism in Eukaryota, Metazoa, Mollusca, Bivalvia, Pectinida, Pectinidae. The record is from RefSeq and is a predicted model, not a curated record. Gene Ontology annotation, cellular component: membrane; cation channel complex. Gene Ontology annotation, biological process: manganese ion transport; regulation of cytosolic calcium ion concentration; calcium ion transmembrane transport.